UACAACACAUUGGAGUUAAGUUAAUUAAACGUGAAAGUCGACAACAGCUGCCCGUAUAACCACAAUAAGACUUAAUAAGUGUGAAAAUAAAAAUAGUUCGGUAUUCUUUUCACUUGUACGCGAUUUUGCUUGUUUAAAGAAAUUUGUUCGAACUAGAAUUAUGGUGUCUUUGUUUGGCUUUAUCUUCAUACUGAUUAUUCCACUGUCAAAAGGGCAUGACAUGGGGAAUCCAAAACCAGGAACAUGUCCUGACGCGGCGGGCAUGAUUGGUAUAUGUGUUGAGAUGUGUUCCAGUGACAGUAACUGUACUGGCUACCUGAAAUGCUGCUCUAACGGAUGUGGUCAUACAUGUCAAAUACCAUUACCAGACUGUUCAACGGUAUCAUGCGUAAAACCUGACUGCGAUGUAUCUCACACACCAUUCAGAAAAUGUUGCCCAGUGUGCGGACCAGAUUGUUCUCUGGUCAGGUGUGCUAGGCCUGUUUGCGAACAUGGCGUUUACAAACCUAAAGGAGAAUGUUGCGAUGUUUGUAAACCAGAUUGUUCCCUGGUCAGGUGUGCUAGGCCUGUUUGCGAACAUGGCGUUUACAAACCUGAAGGAGAAUGUUGCGAUGUUUGUAAACCAGAGAAACCAGGGAAAUGUCCAGACUCAAAGGGCAUGUUUGGUAUAUGUGCGGCGAUGUGUUCAGGGGAUCAUACAUGCCCUGAAAAUCAGAAAUGCUGCUCCAACGGUUGUGGUCAUACUUGUCAAGACCCAGCACCAGAUACAUGCCAUGAGUUUUGUGGAGGCAUUGCUGGUAUUACUUGCCCUGAUGGCAAAACCUGCAAACUUACGGGAAAUUUUCCUGACGCUGGAGGCUGUUGUAUUGAUGUACCUGAACCGAAACCUUUGCAAGCAUGCCUACAACCCAAGAAAUCUGGUCCUUGUAAAGCUGCAUUUCCUCGAUACUUCUACAAUUCAGCUACGUGUCAAUGUGAAUCGUUCAUUUGGGGUGGAUGUCAGCCUAAUGAAAACAAUUUUCUUAGCCCCGAACAUUGUGAAGUAUCAUGCGAGAUGCCAAUGAAAUCUUAUCCUGUUUGUGAACUUCCAAAGAUAUCAGGGCCUUGCAGAGCUCUGAUGCCUAGGUGGUUCUAUAACACAACAUCUUGCAAAUGUGAAAACUUUAAUUACGGUGGAUGUGGUGCUAACGCAAAUAAUUUUCUCACAAAAGACUGGUGUACAAAGAAUUGUGGGUGUAAUCAAUGCAAUGCUUUCUGCGACAAGCCAGCUGACGCUGGUCCAUGCGAAGCCAUAAUACCAAGAUACUUUUACAAUACCAAGACGUGUCAGUGUGAAAGGUUCAAUUGGGGAGGUUGUGGUGGAAAUAGCAACAAUUUCCAGACAUCUGAAGGCUGUUUAAAAGCGUGUCGUGGCUUUAACACUUGUGAUAGACCAGAACAACCUAACUGUCUAUUGCCCAAGGAGACUGGUCCCUGCAAAGCACUAGUGAAAAGAUUUCAUUACGAUCCGUUAGACUGUAAAUGCAAGAAAUUCAUUUACGGUGGUUGUAGAGGUAAUAGUAACAAUUUCGCGAGCAGCAAAUUAUGUGAAAAGGCGUGCGGAAAUACAACAUGUCCUGUCUGCAAUUUACCACCGUCUCCAGGACCAUGCAGAGCGUCCUUCCAGCGUUUCUUCUUUAAUAUACAGACAUGUCAGUGUGAAUCGUUUAUCUAUGGUGGGUGCGGAGGAAACGAUAACAGAUACGAAACCUUACAGGAAUGUCAAGCUAGAUGUGGAUCUAUUCAGUGCCCAGUCUGUAGUCUUCCAUCAGCGAAGGGGCCUCGCAAUGACAAACUUGACCGAUGGUAUUUUGACGCUUCUGAAUGCAUAUGUAAGAAGUUUAGGUACGGGGGUAGUGGUGGAAAUAUGAACCGUUUCAUGACCAGGGAAGAUUGUGAAGGUUCGUGCGGAUCGUUCCCCUGUCCGGUUUGUUCCGAACCAAUGAAAGUUGGGUCAUGUAGCGAUAGGGAUGAAAAAGCAAUAAAGAAGCGAUUCUAUUACGAUCCUCUAUCAAACAAAUGUAAAAGGUUUUCAUGGAGUGGGUGUCAGCCAAACGGAAACAAUUUUAAAAACAGGAAAUCAUGUAAGAAGGUCUGUAAAAACUUUGUCUGUUCCCUUCCAGUAAAAGCCGGACCGUGUGAAGCUGCUACAAGAAGAUAUUUUUAUGACACUGCCUCCGGAAAAUGUCAGAAGUUUUUUUGGGGUGGAUGUGAUUCGAACGGAAAUAACUUCCGUACCCUCAAGGGGUGCCAGAGAACAUGUAAAUAGCUAUAGGACUGUAAACUGAAGAUUCUAAACCUCACUCUAAACCUUGCAGAUUAUAUAUUGUACAUAAACGGGGGUCAUUUAUAAGUAACGAAAUUAAAGUGCGUAAAUGUAUGUCGAUUUCUGUUUAUAACAUAAAACUAUUAUUGUUCCUAUUAUAAUAUAUUUGAUAUUGAAAACAAUGCCUCUUGCGUUAAUAAAUGUUAUUAAAAUUUUUAACAACAUCUGUUCGCCUUAAACUUUUAAAUGCAUAUUUUACUAUUUAAUGCUUCUUUAAGAGAAUAAAUAUUCUAGUGAAUUCA
Mercenaria mercenaria is the source of this 2607-nucleotide messenger RNA. Its product is annotated as papilin-like. Gene Ontology annotation, molecular function: serine-type endopeptidase inhibitor activity. Bases 161 to 2308 code for a protein of 715 amino acids. The record is from RefSeq and is a predicted model, not a curated record. NCBI's taxonomy places the organism in Eukaryota, Metazoa, Mollusca, Bivalvia, Venerida, Veneridae. The transcript is spliced from 8 exons. Gene Ontology annotation, cellular component: plasma membrane; cell surface; extracellular region.